AUGACAAAGCGACAUCGACACCAACAACACCAACAACUUCAACUUUAUCCUGAACAUAAAAUAUUUUCCCUCAUCAAUUCUUCAGAUGUCACUCGUUGUUGGGAAGAAAGAACAAUAACAAGAAGACGACGAAGAAGCCGAACCAUGGUUACAUUAAUUUCAUUAUUUCACGACUCUUCCUGCUUCCUUAAACAUCGAACAGCUUCAAAUGCCGAAACAACAACAAAAUGGGUGUGA
Molecule: messenger RNA, 237 nt
Organism: Clunio marinus
Lineage: Eukaryota; Metazoa; Arthropoda; Insecta; Diptera; Chironomidae
Source: the annotation of a GenBank genome assembly